AUGACGUAUUGGUACCUCACGAAGGGCACUUUGCCACUCUACGUCUCGGUUUGGUCGCUAACGGGGAUACAGAACUACCGCUUCUACGGCGCUGUCUUCGGUGCGGUCGGGGGGAUGCACGCAGUGCGGGUGCUCAACAUCUUCCUUUUGUCCCAAGCUCGCCACGAGCUGGUGGCUUCAUUGCCGGCAUCUGGAACAAGUUUUUCUCGCGGUAUGGAUUAUUUGGUCGAAAGCGAGCACUUCUCGACGGUCUUUGCCCUUCGCGAGGUGCUGGAAACCAGCUCCCAGACUCACAAACUGCUGGACUACUGCAGCGAACCAGAAGUUCUUCAGACACACGCCGCGCUCGAACGCGUCGUCACGCUCACGUUCGAUGCGCUGAUCAGCUUCGGUAUCAUGAUCGUCAUCACGCUGAUUGUUUUCCUCCCGUACGUCAGGGGCUUCGACUUUGAAAUCGAAGGGUUCAAGAACCCAGACUUCCUGUACGACCCGGUUGCUGUCGCCGGGAUGGCCCUUGAGAAUCGACUGCUGUUUGCGUCAGGUCUCUUCGACUUCGGAACGAAAUUGAUCCCACAACUCAGCAUUAUCCUCUCACUGGUGACUGUGGGGGAGUUACUGGGACACAGUGAAGCGGCAGUGAUCCCUGGAGUUGAUGAAAAGAACACCAAAUAUGUCGUCGUGCGACCGAAAGGGGGUGGUUCGGAUACUGAUGACGUCAAGGAAAUGGCGUCUUCAAGCCCGCAAGGAUUCUCGGAAACCAACCUCACAACUUUACCCGACGGCCUCUACAAGCGGUGGCACGCUCUAGCAGUGAUCGCCUUCGAGAACGGCGUCCUGGCGCAGAUUCCGUAUCAAAUGUUCUUCUCUCGAGUGUACAGACUCUCGUUCAUGGGGAACCAGAUCAAGACGAUUCCUACGCUGGCAAUUAUGUCUCCGCGCAUGAUCAUCCCGGACCUCAGGCUGAAGGACAACCCGCUGCAGGAGCUCCCCGCUACGCUCAUGGCGCCGGAUGCAAUGGUCAUGUCGCUGAAUGUCCAACGAACGAACUUGACAGCGAUACCGGCGUGGAUUAAGACCCAAACGAAAGUUGUUUGGGCUGCCGGCAACGAGGCGUCCUUCCCGAUGUACCUGUUCAAGGAGAUGUAUCCAUUCAACUAG
Phytophthora sojae is the source of this 1158-nucleotide messenger RNA. RefSeq lists its product as hypothetical. The record is from RefSeq and is a predicted model, not a curated record. The transcript has 4 exons. The coding region runs from base 1 to 1158 and encodes 385 amino acids. NCBI's taxonomy places the organism in Eukaryota, Oomycota, Peronosporomycetes, Peronosporales, Peronosporaceae.